GUAUCGAUUCGUGGACCUCCUCGUUAAUCGAUUCUCUGUGACUAUCGAUCGAAAUUCAUCCAGCCAGGAGAAACAAUAAAUACAUUUAUUUCUGAAACGGUGUGCGCGCUAUGUGUAUAUAUAUUGGCGGUCGGGAGUGAAAAGUAUCGAACGAAAACGAACGAGCUAUCAACGGGUCCUUUGACUUAUUGGAAUUUGGUAUCCGAGGCGGGAAUAUUAACGUCGAAUCGAGCGUUGAAAUGUGUUUAGAUUGGAAUUCUCGAGAUUCGUCGAAUAUCUAGGAAAAUAUUGAUAUUGCCAUCCGAAACUCGAACUUCAUCGAUCCCCAGAUCUCGUUUGGGAAUUCGAUUCUUAUUCUUGUUACCUGUCAGUUUCCUAAGGGUUUCAAGAGCCUUCCUAAGGCUUUCAAGAGCCUUCCUAAGGCUUUCAAGAGUCAAGUGAUUCCGCGAAAAUAAUCAGUGCAUUUUUACAUAGAAGAAUCGAAGAUUUCGCAAUUGAGAUAUGAGUUUUCGAUUUGAUUAGAUAAGAAAUGCAAUAUAAAUUGGAAUUCAAUCAGAAAACUACGAACAGCGAAAGUAAGUACAUUUCACUUUGUUCACUCGAAACUAUAAUCGUAAACUAAAAUCGUUCAGUUUUAACAUUUGGAUCCAGCUGGAAAUAGAUCCAGUCAAAGAGUAAAUAUUCAGAAGCGAACUGAAUUCGAACCAGUGAUUAAUCAAGAAUCAACCAAGAAUUCUUAUUAAUCUAUCAAGAAAGGUUUCAUCUCAUCAUCGAUUCCGGUAAGCGAAUCUCCAUCAACACUGAGAUCGAACCAUUAAUAAAAGUAGAAUAAUGAGUGACCAAGAGGACACGGAACAAACUGUCUCAGAUAAUGAAUCAUCGGACAAUGAGUUUACAAAUUUCACCGUAAUGAAUCUGGUAAGAAAUUUUAUAGAAGACGCACGCGCAUAUAACAACAGAAGAAUGGAUGUUCCUUCGUUAACAUCGAUCGUCGGUCUCCCUUCGCACGUACAGCAACAGCACCCGGUAAUUUUCUCUCAAGAAAACUUGUCGAUUUUUGCGCUUCUGGAAUCAUCGACGAAAUUCUCGUCGGGCGUCGUGAUAUCUUAUCUAUUCACAUUGAAAGAUUCGAAGGAACUCUCGUCGGACGCCGUGAAAAAAUUAACAAAAAUGUUAAACGACAUGACAACGUUGGACGAAUGGCAAACGGAAGCAUUGAAAUUAGCUGAGGAUCCAUUGUUUUCCAGGAAAGAUUUCUCCAAGUUGUUAAAUAACCAGGCUGAUUAUUUGAAGAGUUUUUCUUCAAAUAAAGAGAAAAAGAACGUGCCAUUAUUCGAUUCACUGAUCAAUAAGGCGCUUCUAUUCUCUUUAAUGACAUAUUCGUGCGUGACUAAACGAAUCAUAGAGUCCUAUAUAAAAUUUAUCACCGAUCCGAUAGGAUUGGUGCAACCGGUAAUUAUCCGGGCAAAGCUGUUUUAUCGAGAUGUGCGGGAUGAUCCGAUUCCUCCCAAAAAGUAUUCCAAUUGGAUACAGUUUAAAUCAGAUUUAACGAAGUUGACAAUUUUCAAAUUUCCUUACGUGAAAAUGAGUGUUAAGAAAAAUAUGGAAUUGCACGGCUUUUUCCAGGUCUCCUCGAAAACUUACGGAGUGUGUAUUUAUUUGCGCUCUAAAGAAGCAAAUAAAUGGAAGAUACGGCUAUUCCGCGCUGAAUUCAAAAUGAUUUCGAACGAGUGCCAGUCUUCAGUUACGUUUUCGAAUAAACUUAUGGCCGCACAGUUUCUAUCCAAAUUGAUGUUAAGAUGCAAAAUUGAGACAAAUGUGGAGCCUUGCAAUUGCUAUUAUUGGUCGAAUCACACCGAUGUGCUUGCGCAGAUAAAAAGCUCGUCCAACCAAGAAGAAGUUAAGAAGAUACAAAAUAUAUCCUAUCCUCAGGCAUGGCAUGAAGUAAAUUCGGACGACAAUCCGGCCAAUCUUGUAUUGGACGGCUCGAGUUCCAAAUCUCUAGAGAAUAAUUCUCAGUGGUGGUCAGGACCUUCUUGGUUGAAUGAUGAGUUGCCUGUUUCAGAUGAAGAGUCAGCAACAGACAGCAACGAAGAAUAGUUGAAUAGACUUUAAAAAUCUGCUUCACAGUUGCCACAUGCCUCUCAACCAAGACCUUUUUAUUAAUUGGUUGCGAUUUUAGAUUCAGAGGAAUAUUUUGCAGGGGAAUAUUUUCAGAUAAUGGAACAAAUUUCGUAGGCGACAUUCGAAGAGCUAUGCACUCUGUUGAAAUAGAAUCUUUCCGACCUAUCCACAACCUAAAUCCUUUGACUCCGGCGAUCCUUUGAUUUCCUGAUCGGCGAUGCAUUGACAACAAGAGAUCAAAUUCGCCUCGAUCGAUAAUCAGCUAAUUCAGCAAAUGUUCCAGAAUUUUUGGCCGGAGUGAAGAAUAUUCACAACAGAGAAACAAAUGGAACAAGUUGAAGAAUCAUCAUCGGAUGACAUGGAAAUUUGAAUCAACGAUUUCAAAGUGUUGAGGACGAAGCUGUGAAUUUAAUCUGUAAAAAAAUUAAAUUCGAAUUAAAUGAAUUUUCCUGUAAAAUAAAUACUUUCAUGAAACGUAAA
Apis cerana (Asiatic honeybee) is the source of this 2604-nucleotide messenger RNA. RefSeq lists its product as uncharacterized. NCBI's taxonomy places the organism in Eukaryota, Metazoa, Arthropoda, Insecta, Hymenoptera, Apidae. The record is from RefSeq and is a predicted model, not a curated record.